Molecule: messenger RNA, 1674 nt
Organism: Hyaloperonospora brassicae
Lineage: Eukaryota; Oomycota; Peronosporomycetes; Peronosporales; Peronosporaceae
Source: the annotation of a GenBank genome assembly
AUGUCGACCAAAUCCGUACUCGUGCUCGAUGGCGAGUCCCUUUGCGCCGAAGACCUCCUGACGCUGUCGAAAGGUGCGACUUCCAUUGCCCUCAGUGACGACGCCUGGACACGCGUGUCAAGCAGUCGCGACGUGGUCGAUGCGAUCCUCGAAGACCCCACCCGCGUCGCGUACGGCAUCAACACGGGCUUUGGGCUCUUUUCCACGGUCGUGAUCGAGCCCGACCAGCUCAAAGUACUGCAGGCGAACCUCAUUCUGACGCGCAUGCUCCUUGCGCUCCGCAUCAAUGUACUGGCCAAAGGCCAUUCCGGCAUCCGCGUCCCCACGCUGCACCAGCUCGUCGACGCGUUCAACGCGUCGUGUUUGUCGCUUGUCCCGAGCAAAGGCACUGUGGGGGCGUCGGGGGACUUGGCCCCGCUCGCGCACUUGGCGCUCGGGUUGCUGGGCGAAGGGCUCAUGUGGGACACUACCGACAACAACGACGUUGUAAUCCGCGACGCAGCUGAAGUCCUUGCGAAACACGGGUUGCACCCGUUGCAGCUCGAGGCGAAAGAAGGACUCGCGUUGAUCAAUGGCACGCAACUGAUCACGUCGAUUGGGGUCGAAGCGCUCGUGCGCGCACAGAACGUCACAAACUGUGCCGACGUGGUCGUUGCACUAUCGCUCGAAGUGCUCUGCGGUACGGUGAACGCCUUCCACCCGCGUAUCCACGCAGCUCGUCCCCAUAUUGGCCAAGCGCGCGUGGCAGCACGUGUUCGCACACUGCUGAGUCCCGAUGACCCGUCCGAGUUGUUUCGCAGCCACAACUACGUUGGCAAAGUCCAAGACGCCUACUCGCUGCGCUGUGCACCGCAGCCGACGUGGCAACGGGAUAUCGGAUACCCACCAGCAGCAGUAGCUCCGGUGGCAUUGAAGGAGGUGUCAGUGGACAAGUGCGACGCUGAGUUGCGUUUGAGUGAACCGAAGAUCACGGACCUCGAAGACGCCAACCGGGAGAUUCAGCGGCUUCGAGCGCUACUGAACGACAACAGCGUGCAGCAGUACGAGACAAUGGAGCGCUUCACUGCGGACAUGAAGCGCACGUCCGACACGUUCUACCGUGGCGGCGAUGGGUUUGUCAUCUCAGGAGGUAACUUCCAUGGCGAGUACCCGGCCAAGGCGCUGGACUACUUGGCCAUUGGCGUCCACGAGAUCGCCAGCAUCAGUGAACGUCGCAUUGAGCGACUGGUGAACCCGGCAUUGAGUCACUUGCCGGCGUUCCUCGUGCCGGACGGAGGGCUCAAUUCCGGGUUCAUGAUUGCCCACUGCACGGCCGCUGCGCUCGUGUCGGAGAACAAAGUGCUCACUCAUCCGUCGUCCGUGGACUCGAUCUCGACGAGUGGAGCGAAAGAAGACCACGUGUCCAUGGGCGGCUUCGCAGCUCGGAAAGCCCUUACGGUCGUCGAGCACGUCGAGACAGUCGUUGCCAUUGAGCUACUGGCGGCCUGCCAAGCGCUCGAUCUCCUUCGGCCACUACGGACGACAGCAGUACUUGAAGCUGUCCAUGCAGUCGUGCGCACGCGUGUACCGAAACUUGACAAGGACCGCGUCAUGAAACCAGAUAUUGACGCGGUCGUGGACCUCGUGCGCAGUGGAGCGAUCUGGCAAGUGGCUACCCCCUUUUUGGGUGAGUGA